Emericellopsis atlantica is the source of this 1140-nucleotide messenger RNA. RefSeq lists its product as uncharacterized. The transcript has a single exon. The record is from RefSeq and is a predicted model, not a curated record. Bases 72 to 890 code for a protein of 272 amino acids. Gene Ontology annotation, molecular function: oxidoreductase activity. NCBI's taxonomy places the organism in Eukaryota, Fungi, Ascomycota, Sordariomycetes, Hypocreales, Bionectriaceae.
UCUUCGCACUUUGUCAAUCUACAUGUACUUUAGUCCGUCAAGAAUCCUGCUACCCGUACCCAAAAUACACAAUGACUGUCAAGAAACACCAUGUAGCUUCAAAGCUCAAAUACUGGGACGACCCAGGUGACGGCUCCAAGCCCACGCCUAUCUUCAUUGGUAAAGGUCACAUCACCAAUAAGCGACCUCACAAGGAACAUGAAUUCACGAUAUCCGACGUCAGCGGUGAUGAGUCGCAGUACAAUCUAGACAGUCACGGCUUCCAGUGGUGCCAGCAUGCGAGCUAUGAGGACAUGUUCACAGACGACGAGCGCAUCAAGGCCGCCUAUUACCCCGAAUGCGAGCAGCUCAUCAAGACAACAACCGGGGCGAGAAAAGUGCACAUCUUCAACCACAAAGUCCGUCGCGGGCCGACACAAUGGCACCACCUGGGUCUGCAGAACCUCGCCAACCGCGGGCCCGUCACGCGGACGCAUGUCGAUCAGUCGUAUGACGGUGCCGAGCGACGUCUGCGGUGGGAGUUCCCCGCCGAGGCCGAUGCUCUCCUCGAGAAGCGUUAUCAGAUCAUCAACGUCUGGCGGCCGAUCCGCACCAUUCUCAAAGAUCCCAUUGCCGUGGCGGACUCUACCUCCGUGCCUGAUGCGGAUCUCGUCGGGGCGGAGAUGACUGAGGAUGGUUUCAUGGGGGAGUCUUGGGUUGUGCGUCACAACCCUUCGCAUCGGUGGUACUACAAGUUUGGCAUGACGCCGCAGGAUGUGUUGCUCAUCAAGUGCUUCGACUCGGAGGAGAAGGUUGCGAGACGCGCGCUGCACUCUGCGUUUGAGGACCCAGCCUAUCAGGAUUGUGACUCGAGGCAGAGCAUCGAGGUUAGAUGUCUCGUGCUGUACUAGCCUCAGCGAGCAAUUGCCAGAGAGGGUUGGUGGAACGCUCACGUUACAGCACAGGAUAACACCGCGGGGGCAAGUGAAAACAACGGCGGCUUCUUGCUUGAUAAGUGGAGCGAGGAAGACGUUGACCUCCAAUGCGUGUCUGGUAGCAUUUAUCGGGUAGCGACAGAGUCUGGCCGGGCUCUUUGUGGUUACAGUGAGGGGUCAUGAUAGUUGAGUUGAAUAGCGGCGGCAUAUCUACUCCUUCCUGGCA